This is a messenger RNA of Sipha flava (yellow sugarcane aphid), 1809 nucleotides long. RefSeq names its product actin-related protein 2 (gene Arp2). Gene Ontology annotation, biological process: Arp2/3 complex-mediated actin nucleation. The transcript has 9 exons. Lineage: Eukaryota; Metazoa; Arthropoda; Insecta; Hemiptera; Aphididae. Gene Ontology annotation, molecular function: actin filament binding. Bases 462 to 1646 code for a protein of 394 amino acids. Gene Ontology annotation, cellular component: Arp2/3 protein complex; actin cortical patch. The record is from RefSeq and is a predicted model, not a curated record.
ACGUUAUCUGUUGUCGUCCGCGGACCAAUGGCUCGUCGGCUGUCCGCAGCGCAUUGUACCUAUGUGUCACGCCGGACGUUCGACUGACUAAUAAUCGCUGCCGGCCCGCCCGUUCGCCGCAUCGCUUCUUCUCGUGCCCUUCGGCAACCGCAAUCGGGUUUUUGUCUCUCACUCGCUCGUUUUUUUUCUCUCCCUCUCACACUCUUGCCGGUCACUGCUCCACUCACCGUGCCCACCGACAACCGUGUGCUGACCCGGAGUGUCGUCCGCGUUCAACACGUCAAGAUAACAACGACACGCGCUAACACAACGGGUGCAACACACCAACGGUCAGUCCAGCCGCCGUUGAUAACCGGUCUGAUGAGAUUCUGUGUCCAUUAUUAGGUCGCGCAAACGGUUCGGUGCCCGUGUUCUCCAAGUGCUCCACACUCGACCGCCGCCCUCGUGACAACGCGUGCAGAAUGGACAGUCGCGGUAGAAAAGUCGUCGUCUGCGACAACGGAACAGGGUUCGUUAAAUGUGGCUAUGCUGGAUCAAAUUUUCCAGCUCACAUAUUCCCUUCAAUGGUUGGUCGACCAAUAAUUCGUGCGCACAAUAAAAUUGGUGAUAUUGAAGUUAAAGAUUUAAUGAUUGGCGAUGAAGCUAGUCAGUUAAGAUCUAUGUUAGAUGUUACAUAUCCAAUGGAAAAUGGCAUUGUUAGAAAUUGGGAUGAUAUGUGCCAUGUUUGGGAUUAUACCUUUGGACCGAAAAAGAUGAACAUUGAUCCAAAAGAAUGCAAAAUAAUGUUAACAGAACCUCCUAUGAAUCCAAUUAAAAACAGAGAAAAAAUGAUUGAAGUAAUGUUUGAAAAGUAUGAAUUUAAUGCUGUUUAUGUAGCCGUUCAAGCAAUUCUUACAUUAUAUGCUCAAGGAUUACUCAGUGGAGUAGUUGUUGAUUCUGGUGAUGGUGUUACUCAUAUAUGCCCUGUGUAUGAAGAAUAUGUAUUACCACAUUUAACUCGAAGACUAGACAUUGCUGGUCGGGAUGUCACCCGUUAUUUAAUCAAAUUGUUGCUAUUAAGAGGGUAUGCAUUCAAUCAUUCUGCUGAUUUUGAGACCGUAAGAAUGAUGAAAGAAAAAUUAUGUUAUGUUGCAUAUAACAUUGAGACUGAACAAAAAUUAGCAUUGGAUACAACUGUUCUUGUACAGUCAUAUACGUUACCAGAUGGACGAGUGAUCAAAGUUGGAGGUGAAAGAUUUGAAGCACCUGAAGUAUUAUUCCAACCGCAUUUAAUAAAUGUUGAAGGCCAAGGUAUUGCUGAACUAGUGUUCAAUACUAUUCAAACUGCUGAUAUUGAUAUGAGAACUGAACUAUAUAAGCAUAUUGUACUUUCUGGUGGAUCAACUAUGUAUCCUGGAUUACCAUCAAGAUUGGAACGUGAAAUCAAACAGCUUUAUGUUGAACGAGUGUUAAAAAAUGAUACAACCACAUUAUCGAAACUUAAAAUCCGAAUUGAAGAUCCACCAUUACGUAAAGACAUGGUAUUUAUUGGUGGAGCUGUAUUAGGAGAAGUGACCAAGGAUAGGGAAUCUUUUUGGUUAUCGCGUGAAGAAUACCUGGACAGAGGAAUAUCCAUUCUUGAUAAACUUGGACCUAGAGCAGGAUAAAUAUGUUGAGGGUUACUGAAUAUAAAAUAGUAAAAAUAAUUUAUUAAAGAACUAUAUUUAUUACAAUGCAAAUAAUAAACAUGCGCUCAUCUCAAAAUUUUACAUCAAUUAUUACUAUAAUAAUAAUCUAUAUAAAAAUACUAGGAAAUGUAAUUCAUUAGUU